AACUGCGAUCGCGCGAAUGUGAAGUGGACGCUAUAGUUUUGUACCAAAAUCCGAAUAGAUAGAGACCAGAAUUGCCAGAUAGGAAAAGCAUGGGAGACGACGGCGCCGGCGGCGACGUAACUCCGUCCACCAACUCGACCAUCACUGUAAGUGUCAAGUUCGGUGGAAGAUCGAUUCGAGUUUCUGUCUCUCCAAACUCUACAGUCAUGGACCUCAAAUCCCUUCUUCAACCCCUCACCGACGUCCUCCCUCGAGGCCAAAAACUCAUCUUCAAAGGGAAGCUUCUGGUGGACGCCAUGACGCUGAGCUCAUCGGAGGUGAUGGAUGGGGCUAAGAUCAUGCUCGUAUCCUCUCAGGGUUUGCACCAAGGGAGCGGUCCCAUUACAAAGGAAGCCUCAAACUUGCCCAAUUUGUUGAGGACGGUUGAUGCUAGACAAAAGACUAGGGAAAAAAUUGAGGCUCCCAUUGAAAAGACCCAGGCAGAACGGUGGAAGGCUACUGGAGUCAUAGCACUGUCUGAGUGCAGCUUGAAGGCCAUACCUGAUGAAGUUUGGACUUGCGGAGCUUCUGCAAGAGUUCUUGAUAUCAGCAAGAAUUAUAUUCGAGACGUGCCGAAAAAAAUUAGCUGCUUGAGUUCUAUUCAGAAGCUGCUCUUGAAUUCAAAUGACAUAUUGGAUGAAUCCAUCAGCUGGGAAGGAUUAACAUUUCUGGAGUCUCUGACAAUUCUAUCACUGAAUCAAAACCAUUUGACAACGCUUCCUUCUUCAUUGGGUCCUCUGACUUCUCUGUGCCAACUUCAUGUUGCAAACAACCUGUUGAAGCAUCUUCCCGCUGAAAUAGGACUUUUGACUCAGCUUCAAGUAUUGAAAGCCAACAAUAACAGGCUAAGCACCAUUCCUACAUCUAUAGGGAGCUGUAGUUCUCUUACCGAAGUCGAUCUUUCAUCAAAUCUAUUGAAAGAGUUGCCAGAGACGUUUGGUAAUUUGCACAAUUUGAAGAUUUUGCAUCUCAGUAACAAUGGGUUAAUUUCCCUUCCUCCUACUUUAUUCAAGCAGUGCACUGAGCUUUCAACUCUCAAUCUCCACUGCACAGAGAUCACAAUGGAUCUCCUCCGUCAGAUUGAAGGAUGGGAAGAUUUCGAUCAGCGCCGCCGCUUGAAACAUCAGAAGCAAUUGGAUUUCCGAGUUGGGGGUUCUGCAGAAUUUGAUGAAGGUGCUGACAAACGACAUUAGCUCAUGUUCAAGUUACAAAUGCCAUUUUGUACAAAUUGUUGAUGCAAGCCUUCUUUUUUCUGGAGGUCAAGGAUGUGGGAGUUUUUCAGUUUUCCAAGUGUAGUUAAUCAUGUUUGAUUAAAAAGAGAUGAGCAGGGUGUACUGAGGUUGAAUAUUGUAGUUUUGUUGUAGCAUUUACCCAUUCUCAUAUCAAAUUCCUCAUUGAAUUUAGUCUAUACUCUGUUUGGGAACCCAUAUGUAGGCCUGCGGAAUUGAAUUUUGAAGGCCCUAAUACAGAUGCACAGUUUGGGUUCAAUUUUACGAA
Messenger RNA from Malania oleifera, 1536 nucleotides. Its product is annotated as LRR repeats and ubiquitin-like domain-containing protein At2g30105. The transcript has 10 exons. Bases 90 to 1232 code for a protein of 380 amino acids. Lineage: Eukaryota; Viridiplantae; Streptophyta; Magnoliopsida; Santalales; Ximeniaceae. Gene Ontology annotation, molecular function: protein binding. The record is from RefSeq and is a predicted model, not a curated record.